AUGACAGAAUAUUUGCAAGUGUACACAGAUCGUGGCCGACUCUCUUAUAUCCCGGAGCACUUAUACAAUCCCAACCGGCGUCGAGGUCUCUACCGUGGACGAAAUCGCCGACCGCACCGCAUACACAUAGCCCACGUAGCCCCAGACCCCUCAUUACUCCGCCGACAACAAUCCUCAAGUAGCAGCGCCUACAUAUUAGAAAAGCUGGCGGGCCCUCGAGAUAACGCCAAACGUUUCCUUAAGUCCUUGAUCGAUACCCACUUCCCCCAACCCAACACCGCCACCGUCGCGGACGAUACCUCUCCCAGGUCCUCUCUCAACAGCCGCAGAGCUUCCCUUUCGACCACAUCCGACAGUAGGAGGCAGUCGGGAUUGACGGACGAGAUGAGGCAAAGUCACAAUAGGAAUUCGAGCGUCGGCUCGACCGGUCCCAGACCUACUCUAGCCGAUGGUGCUCGUUCUUCGGGUAGACAGUCCGCAAAGAGUGUUAUUAGCAGUGUGGUUAGAUCGGUACCAGAGGAAAAGCCGCUCGCUUCGGGCAACGGUAUCAAUGUCAACAUCUCCCUGACAGAGCCGGUGCUAUUCCUCCAGGGUUUUGAGCAAUCGGAUAGUUCCUCUGAGCGUAGCACUGCCAUGCUUCGAGGAUCCCUCCAAUUGCACGUCACGAAGCCAGCCAAGAUCAAGGCACUCACCCUCAAAUUUCGCGGAAAGGCAUUGACAAAAUGGCCCGAAGGUAUUCCUCCGAAGAAGGUCGAUUUCGAAGAAUCCGACACCAUCAUGAGCCAUACCUGGCCAUUUUUCAACGCUCAAUUCCCCACUGCUGAGGCCGGAACAGGAGCCGAUCAGGUAGACCUCCUGAAGGGCGCUGCCGGAUCCCUGGCCCCUCAAAAGAGCCUCUUUGGAAGCUCGCCGAAUGCUUCAUCAACGAGUCUAACUUCGAAAGAAGCCAAAAGGCUCUCCCUCCAAGUGAAUCAAUCUAGGAGUUUCGGAAAGGGCGAAUCCUCGACGAAUGGUCCUUCGGUUGCACAAAAGGGGUACCGAACUUUCAACCCAGGUGACUACACCUACAAUUUCGAGUUGCCGCUGGAUAGCCGUCUCCCAGAAACGAUCGAUGUGGAACUGGGAUCAGUGAAGUACGAGCUGGAAGCGACUGUUGAACGCGCCGGGGCUUUCCGUGCCAAUCUCAUCGGUACCAAAGAGGUCACUCUCAUCCGCGCACCAUCAGAAGGAUCCCUCGAGCAAGUCGAACCGAUUGCAAUCAGCCGGAGCUGGGAAGACCAGCUGCACUAUGAUAUAGUCAUAUCUGGCAAAUCAUUCCCUCUUGGAGCGCAGGUGCCGAUUGCCUUCAAACUGACGCCCUUGGCAAAGGUCCAAUGCCACAGGAUCAAGGUCUUCGUCACGGAGAAUGUCGAAUACUUCUGCUCGAACAAACGUGUGCACCGCAUGGAGCCAGUCCGCAAGGUCCAACUUUUCGAGAAGAGAGCCGACAGCCCGCCCACAAGUACGUUUCCCGGGAGCACAAUGCGCAUUGUGUCUGGUGGUGGCGUUCCGUACGACCAGAGGGCGGCUGCUUCCAGAGGCGACAGCGUACAAGUGCAGGAUCCCUCCAAUCUCCUCGGUGACCUCAACGGCGACGUUAAUGUCGGUCCUACCGAAAUGGAAUUCAAUGUGCAACUUCCAAGUUGCCACAACAUGAGAGAUAAGGACAAGCAUGCAAGACUGCAUUUCGAUACUACGUAUCAGAACAUUCAAGUGCACCACUGGAUCAAGAUCGUGAUGCGACUUUCCCGGCCUGACCAGAACGACCCGUCGAAGAGGAGGCAUUUCGAGAUCUCGAUUGAUUCACCUUUCCACAUCCUGUCUUGCCAGGCGACUCAGGCCAACACAGCUCUCCCGGCCUAUUCGUCACCCGAGACAGCAACCGAACAGGCGCGCACGCCCGAGUGCGGUUGCCCCGGCGCCCCCGUCCGUCGUACAUCGCCCUCCAGCUUCGUCCCAACCCUGGAGUCGCUGUCACGGUCGCGUGCAAGCUCCAAUGCCUCGCCUCCCAAUAUUUCGCUCCCAAGAGUCGAUACUGCCGGACUGGCUCGCCCUCAGCAAGCACACAUUGGCGGUCCCAAUGACUCGACCGUACAGCGGCCGAUCCACUUGAUGAGAGCACCCUCAUUCAACCCUCCUCCAUUCGAGGAGGACGAGCCACCGCCACCUCUUGAGACUCCUCCUCCGCUAUACGAGACCAUCGCCUCCCCUACGAGCGGAUUGGCGGAUUACUUUUCAAGGUUGUCCGAUGCAUACGAAGACGAGCAUGACAGCGAAGGGGAGAGCAGUGGCACCCGACGCAUCGAAAUCCCCCUCACGCCAGGUAGCCGCGUGAACAGCCGAAGCAUGGAUGAACGAAGGACGUGGCUACCAGUUGGGCAUUAA
Messenger RNA from Aaosphaeria arxii CBS 175.79, 2424 nucleotides. RefSeq lists its product as uncharacterized. Gene Ontology annotation, cellular component: cytosol; cytoplasm. The record is from RefSeq and is a predicted model, not a curated record. NCBI's taxonomy places the organism in Eukaryota, Fungi, Ascomycota, Dothideomycetes, Pleosporales. Gene Ontology annotation, molecular function: ubiquitin protein ligase binding; protein-macromolecule adaptor activity. Bases 1 to 2424 code for a protein of 807 amino acids. The transcript is spliced from 2 exons. Gene Ontology annotation, biological process: ubiquitin-dependent endocytosis.